This is a messenger RNA of Anolis carolinensis (green anole), 2308 nucleotides long. Its product is annotated as calcium-activated chloride channel regulator 1. The transcript has 8 exons. The record is from RefSeq and is a predicted model, not a curated record. Bases 468 to 1988 code for a protein of 506 amino acids. Lineage: Eukaryota; Metazoa; Chordata; Lepidosauria; Squamata; Anolidae.
GUCGAGUGAAGCACUGUAUCUGAAAGUGUGUACAUGGGUGAAUUUGAGCAAAGGCAGGUGAAAUGUCAUAGUUGAAAGGGAAACGGGUUCACGGGAGAAGCUGUUAUUUGUAUAGUGUAGCAAGUCAUAUGAAGAGAAGCCUGGAGUCUUUCCUGUACUAGCUAAACUGUUUACAAAGGGGAAGCUGUCGUCCUCUGCCGGCUGCACUGUAUGCAGAUCAUCUGUCAGCAUUACAUUGGGGGAGAAGAAUCAAGGCUGUAAUAAUUAGUCGAAGAAAGGAAAAAUACUGAUUUGGGGUGUUUAAGCAAAAAUAUGCAAGUGAAAAAGGCUGUGAAAUUGUGCUUUUGACAGAUGGAGAAGAUUCAACAAUAUCCUAUUGUUUGGAUGAAGUUAAAAGAAGUGGGUCAAUAAUUCACACCAUUGCUUUGGGGCGAAGUGCUGAUCCGGGUCUAGAGGAACUGGCAGACAUGACAGGAGGUCUGAAAUUUUCUGCGACUGACAGUUUGGAUUCUAACAGCCUCAUAGAUGCGUUUACUGGAAUUUCAUCAUCAGAUGGAAACCUUACUCAGCAAUCUAUUCAGCUUGAAAGUAAAGCACAAAGCAUCAGUACCUUCAAGUGGCUGGAUGGUAUCGUGUCCAUUGAUCCAACUGUGGGAAAUGAUACUUUCUUUGUAGUUACUUGGAGUAUAGCCAUUUAUCCACCAGGGAUAUUACUGAAGGAUCCCAAAGGGAGAAGAUACACUCAUGCAGACUUUACAAUUGAGAACACCAACCUUGGAACAGCUCGACUUAAGAUCAGUGGAACUGCGGAGCCAGGAGACUGGAUUUAUUCUGUUCAGAAUACACACUCAACUGAACAAGUCCUUUCCAUAACAGUCACCACCAGAGCAGCAUCUGAAAAUGUGCCUCCAGUGACUGUGAAGUCCUAUCUGAACAGAGAAAGCAACACCUUUCCUAACCCAAUAGUUAUUUACGCAGAAGUCAGCCAAGGGUUUUUGCCUGUUGUUGGAGCAAAUGUCACGGCAACAAUUGAAUCUGCAUCUGGUAAUACUACAGAGUUAGAGCUUUAUGACAAUGGUUCAGGAGCUGAUAUUCGGAGACAUGAUGGAAUCUACUCAAGAUAUUUCACAAAGUUCAUAGAAAAUGGAAGGUACAACAUUAAAAUACAUGUCCAAGGGAAAGACGACACUGUCAGAAGGGUUCGCAGGCAGAGUCAAGCUCUGUAUAUACCCGGUUAUGUAGAAAAUGGUGUAAUAAAAAUGAACUCGCCAAGACCUGAGCCUAGUGAAGAUGAAACCCAAGCAAACCUAGGAAGUUUUAGCAGAACAGCAUCAGGAGGAUCUUUUGUCAUGUCUGCAGUUCCUCCUGGAGUUCCCAAGGAUGCCUUCCCACCAAGUGCAAUCACUGAUCUUGAGGUAGAACUCAAUGAGGAUGGCGAAUUCCUUUUGUCCUGGACAGCUCCUGGUGACGAUUUUGAUUUAGGAACAGCUGAAAGAUAUGAAAUUAAAAUGAGUGAAAACCCUUUGGAAUUAAGAGAUGCUACUUUUGAUAGUGCCACUUCUGUGAACACGUCUGGCCUGGUACCUGAAGCUGCUGGGACCCAUCAAUCCUUUCAAUAUAAGCCAGAUACUUUCUCAAAAGAAAAUGGCACCUCCAUCUACUUUGCUAUCCGUGCCAUUGAUAACAGCAGCAAUGUGGGAGAAGCAUCUAAUAUCGCUAGAGCAGUUCUGUUACUUGCUGCAUUGCCAAGUACUCCUGCUCUGCCAAGUACUCCUAGCUCAACUAAAACUACACACAAUACUUCCCAUGCUCCAUCUGAUGCUAACACUACACUUUCUAAUAAUGAAAACAAUGACACACUGUUAAAUACGGCCAUCAUAAUUACGAUCACAGUAUGUGUUGCUGUAAUUAUUAUCUGUGCCAUUAUAGGCAUAACAAUAUGUGUUAUAAAAAAGCAAAAAAACAGAUAUCCUGAGACUGGAAUGUAAUCAAAUCCCUGGGGGUGAUUUCCAAUUUUAUUGAUGAGUAUCGAGAAGUGUUUUCCUGUUUGGUGAUUUUGCAUAUGCUUUGGGUUCAAAGUAAAUGUGACAACAUCAGAAUGAAUGAAUGCACAUCAGAAUGAAUCAGAAGCGACUCAAGUUGCUCCUGACACAGAAAAAAAAAAAGAAUGACUUGGCUUUUAAAAGACCUAUAAAUAAGGAAACAAUCAAGAAAAAGGGGGAGGGGAGAAUGGCUGGUGGUCUUUGAAUAAUUCAGUUUUUUGAGUACUUUUAUUUUAGAAACUAAAUAAAUGGAGCUAAUCCCACAA